This is a messenger RNA of Lacerta agilis (Sand lizard), 1756 nucleotides long. RefSeq names its product katanin catalytic subunit A1 like 1 (gene KATNAL1). The record is from RefSeq and is a predicted model, not a curated record. The transcript is spliced from 11 exons. The coding region runs from base 131 to 1600 and encodes 489 amino acids. Gene Ontology annotation, biological process: microtubule severing. NCBI's taxonomy places the organism in Eukaryota, Metazoa, Chordata, Lepidosauria, Squamata, Lacertidae. Gene Ontology annotation, cellular component: microtubule cytoskeleton; microtubule. Gene Ontology annotation, molecular function: microtubule binding; ATP binding; microtubule severing ATPase activity.
CCCCCGCCCCGCGCGUUCUCACCGGAUCGUCAGCCCAGAGUCAGGAGGAUGCGAAGCCAACCCCCUCGCCGCCAGCCACGAGCAGCAGUGUUUCGUAGUUAGGCGUCCCUCCGCAGGUUUCUUAAAGAAAAUGAAUUUGGCCGAGAUCUGUGAUAAUGCUAAAAAAGGAAGGGAAUAUGCACUUCUUGGAAACUAUGACUCCUCCAUGGUUUAUUACCAGGGUGUCAUCCAGCAAAUUCAAAGACACUGUCAAUCCAUCAGAGACCCAUCACUGAAGGGCAAAUGGCAGCAGGUUCGGCAAGAACUACUGGAAGAAUAUGAACAAGUAAAGAGCAUUGUCAACACUUUAGAGAGUUUUAAAAUAGACAAACCUACAGAUAUUCCUAUAUCUUAUCAAGAUGAAAAUUUUAGGGAUCCAACUGUUUGGCCACCUCCUGUUCCAGCUGAGCACAGAGCCCCACCUCAAAUAAAACGACCCAAUCGAGAAGUGAAACCUCUGAGGAGAGAAUCGCCAGGAUUGCAGCGUGGACCUGUGGGCAGAGCUCAACCAUUCUCAAAAAAUGAAAAACCUGCCAGCAGCCGAGAAAGGGAAUCUAAAACAAAAGGAAAAGAUGAAAAGGGAAAGAAGAUCCCCCAGGAUGGUGCCGGUGAUGGUGAAAUUCAGAAGUUUGAUGGAGCAGGAUAUGACAAAGAUCUGGUUGAAGCUCUCGAAAGAGACAUCGUGUCAAGGAAUCUAAGUAUUCAUUGGGAUGAUAUAGCAGACUUGGAAGAAGCCAAAAAAUUAUUAAGGGAAGCAGUUGUUCUUCCAAUGUGGAUGCCAGAUUUUUUCAAGGGGAUCAGGCGACCUUGGAAGGGAGUGUUGAUGGUUGGCCCUCCUGGGACUGGUAAAACCAUGCUAGCGAAGGCUGUCGCUACAGAAUGUGGAACGACUUUCUUCAACGUUUCUUCCUCCACUCUGACAUCAAAGUAUCGAGGCGAGUCUGAAAAGUUAGUUCGCUUGUUGUUUGAAAUGGCCCGAUUUUAUGCACCCACAACCAUUUUCAUUGAUGAAAUAGACUCCAUCUGUAGCCGCAGAGGCACCUCUGAUGAACAUGAGGCAAGCCGUCGGGUCAAAUCUGAAUUGCUUGUUCAGAUGGAUGGAGUAGGCGGGGCUCUGGAAAACGAUGACCCUUCGAGAAUGGUGCUGGUGCUGGCUGCUACAAAUUUUCCCUGGGACAUAGAUGAAGCUUUGAGAAGAAGACUGGAGAAAAGGAUCUAUAUACCAUUGCCAACAGCAAAAGGCCGAGCAGAGCUGCUUAAGAUUAAUCUUCGGGAAGUAGAACUGGAUCCUGACAUCAGCCUGGAAGAAAUUGCUGAGAAGAUCGAAGGCUACUCUGGUGCUGACAUCACUAAUGUUUGCAGGGAUGCUUCUUUGAUGGCAAUGAGGCGGCGCAUUAAUGGCUUAUCCCCAGAAGAGAUCCGUGCAUUAUCUAAAGAAGAGCUUCAGAUGCCUGUUACCAAGGGAGACUUUGACCUGGCCCUGAAGAAAAUCUCCAAGUCUGUUUCAGCGGCAGACCUGGAGAAAUAUGAGAAGUGGAUGUCGGAAUUUGGAUCUGCUUAACAGACAUCAUCUCACAAAGGAUUUUAGCUUUUCAGUUAUAAAAUAUUACGAAGACUUAGAAAUCUUUUAAGGCUUGAGUUUUUCCUAUGGACAAGGACCCUUUUAAACUUUUUUUGCACUUUAAAGGGAAAAAAAUAAAAAAGUUACACAAUGAAA